Molecule: messenger RNA, 901 nt
Organism: Plasmodium vivax (malaria parasite P. vivax)
Lineage: Eukaryota; Apicomplexa; Aconoidasida; Haemosporida; Plasmodiidae
Exons: 8
Coding region: 281-901 (206 amino acids)
Source: RefSeq, a predicted model, not a curated record
GCCGACGACGUUGGUUAACUGUGCGUUUGUUAACAGAAUGUUUGCUAACCGCAGUUUUGUUUGUUUGUUUUUUUAUUUUUUUGUGCCUCUUUGACCACCCUGACCUCCCUGACCACUCGUAGGGACUUCCUCCUUUUUAAAGAACAGCUUGUAGAGGGGUGAACGUGCUUCCCAGUUUCACCUCCGCAGAGAAUAGCAAAUAGAAAAAGCUCGCUCGCCCGCUGGGAGUGACUACCCCCCCUGUGCAGCUCACAACCUGCUGAUCGGAGUGCCCCCUACAAUGCCCAUUUCGCACCACGAGGGAUGCGGGUGCAAGCACGCCGACGAGGUGCUGAGGGGUGGCGAGUUCCUGCUCAGGUAUAUGGACGUCGAGAAGGUCACAGCCCUGAACGAGCAGGUCCCCGGAUCGUGCAAGAAGAUCCUGAAGCGUUAUGACGACCGACUCUCCCCCGCCAACUGCGAGAGCGACGCGGACCAUGAGUUGAUUAUUAACAUUCCUUUUACUAGUCCGUGCAAGAUCGUCAGCCUGUUCCUCAUCGGAGGGGAGGAAGGAAGCUACCCCAAGAAGGUGAAGAUUUACGCCAACCGGGAGGACAUCGACUUUGAGAACGUUCACGACUUCAAGUGUGUGCAGGAGCUGGACCUCUCGGAGGACUACCACGCGGCGGUGGAGUACCCGCUGAAGGUGACCUCCCUGUUCAACGUGACCCACCUGACUCUCUACUUUUGCGAAAACUACGGAGCGGAAACGACCAAAAUAUUUUACAUAGGCCUCAAGGGCGUAGGGACGAACUACACGAGGAAGGCCGUCGAAGCGGUCUACGAAGCGUCCCCGAACCUGUCCGACCACAAGGUGAAGGGCGCAGCAAGCAAGAUGAACUUCUCCUUCGACGCGUUUUAG